CUCCUUCGAGCACGUUGAGUUUGCAGAUAGUAUUAAACGAUGUAUUAUUACUGCUGUGGUUAUGUAUGACUUUUCCGUGUGCUUGAGGUGUAUCGUUUCGUGAGUGUUUUCAGUGUGUACACCUCAGUGGUGAUUCAGAUAACAGCUGGGAGAAAACGCAAAUGGACCGUGCAAUACGCAUGGCUAGUAAGAUCCAGGGGACUAAGGUCACCUGGAAAAGCUUGUAUUUGGGAGCAGUGUCAACUUGAAUGAAUUUUAUAGCGAAUGCCCAUUAUCUUUCUAAAACUUCACAUUGAUGCUCAAUAAAUGUGUUUACGGUGACCAAAAUAAGGCCUUUCAACGGGUAAACAUAUUUCAAUUAGUUCUGUGUUCAGAUUGAGCAAAAAACAGGCAAACCUAUAUUUUACUAUGUUUAUGUUAUUUAGUUCAUUUUUGCAUUCGGAUGUCUAUAGAAAUCGGACAUAAACUGUAAACGCUAUGCCUUCAUCGAUGUCCCUUAGGUACAUUCCCAUUUGAUUCAUUAUAACUUCCAACAAUUCAUCGCUAACAGCAUUCUCAUUUAAAGUACUUUGUUGAUUUUUGUAUAAAGUAGAAAAAAUUUGAUAAAUUGCAUAAGUAAUCCUAAAUUACUUUACGAACAAUUAAAGUCACAUAAAAUUUCGAAUGACCUGUUUUUGACAAAAGAAGAUCUAUUCCGGUUGCCGCGACGCCAUACGGAACUAGUACGAGGCAUGUAACAACCUCGAAGUCGAACGUUCAUCUGAUUGAGAUCUGAUUGAAUAAUCGACCGUCCAUAAAGGAACAGAAAAACCUAACAGUAGUACUUAUAUUGUGCUAUAAUGGUCCUACGCUUGAGCGCGAAUUCAUCCACUUUUCAAACGCUCUGGAUCUAAGACUUUCUAUGUACUCUCCAAAAAAUAUCGAAGAUACUACUAACAGUUAUAUAUUUACUGAUGACGAUGAUUUUUGUUGGAAUCUAAUAGUCAUAACUUUCAGGUAGCCUUCAACAUAUUAUCCGCUGACUUUGGUCACAUCUAAAAAAUAGGAUGACAAAUCGUAAAGUAAAGAAAGCAAGUUGGAUUGGACUUAGUUAUAAACCGCUUAGCCAGUACCGCAACGUAGAGAUAAUACUAGUCGAAUUUCGUGACAGACAUUUAAUCUAGUGACUAACUUUACUCAUCGUCCUGAUCCACUUGUAGCUAAAUAUGUACCCUUCAAAUGAUACAGAUAAUCCAAAUUUUGAGUAUACUAUGAGAUAAAGGAAGUCAAACGCUAUUAAUAACUCUUAUAAGUGACAAGUGCUCCUAAAUGUCCUGUUUAGGCCUGCUGUGCAAAAAUGUACCUGUAAAUCAUGCAGUCAGACCAACCAUAAGCAACAUAGAUGUAUGAACUCUAAGAUUAAUAGUCAAUAAGACUUAAGGUAAGUCUAGUUAUUUUGAGUCGUAGGUUCUAGGUAAGAAUUUCCCUCUAUUUUUUUUUCUCAUUUGAGGAUGAAUAAAAGACUAAUAGACCAAAAAAAAAAGGGAAAUUGUUCGAUGUCACUUACUAGUAACUUAUCUAAUGAGGUGAAUCCAUUGCGUUCAGUGGUGGCAAUGCCUCUUCUCCGCUGUAGCGACUAAACGGCUAGUAUCAAUAUUUGAAAUUCGCGGCGUUUACCGAUAUCGGAUCUCUCCAGAAUUUGUUUCUAGUUCUUUUUGAAAACACAGACAUUCUAUAUUUUUAUCCUGUCCGCCACUGUAUCGUGCGAGAUUCAAAAUAUCGUCUACUUUUUUUUAUCUAUUCGUCAGCUCCCUAGCGGAGCUUACAAGGAACAACUAAAACUCUGAUUAAUAGUAGCCUUUAAUAUUUAUAAAUAACAGAACAUAUCUAUGAUCGUAAUGUGUAGUUUAUCUGCGUUGUUACAAGCAGUGUACAAUAGGCUGAUUACCGGCUCUUAGCACAAAAUCCAUUCAAGAAACGUCUGUAUAUCCAAGAAAUCGAGAUGUUCAUCACUAUCGACAUAGACAACCACUAAUACUAACUGUAAUUGGUACAUACGCAGAACGAAUUACCGCCACGAAUGUCACAACGGUUUGCUGUUCGCGACUUAAGUAUCCAAUUGAAAAUAACGGUUGCAAUGAAAUGUCUGUACUUUGUUCAUUUGUUUAGCCGAAGGUCAUGAUUAACGAGUACGUACACGAUCCGAUGUCUCCGAAUAUUUUGGAAGGGCACCUGUCUUUCAAACACUGCGUUACGUCACCGUAUUCUUGAAGAAAAUCAGGACUGAUACAUGGGACCAUAUUUUUCGCUCUAGUUGACGCCGUGAUUACAGAAGAUAGGGUUCGAGAAUAGACUCUUUCUUUAAGAUAACAUAUAGGAAACGACAGCUUCUUACGAACGGGAAAUUAACCACGAAACAUUUGGAGAAAGCUUGAAAAUGAACUGUAAGUACUAAAUGUAGAUGCUAUUUGAUUGUUUUUUCCCUUUAGCAGGAACGUUUCUUCUGGGCAAAGAUGUCGUCCUUUGCGGCGUCCCUCGCCGCGACAAUAGAUCCUGUUCGAAGCCAGCUACUGCUGUCGUUAGCGUCAUUGUCUAUACUCCUCAGCGCGCUUCACCGUAGUCAGGCAAUAGAUCAUGUUAAUAUCGGAGGAAUCUUUGACCAGGAAGAUGAAGGUCUAGCGAAUCAUUUCACGUUAGCAGUAGACCGAGUGAAUCGGGAUUUGGGUAUGCUCGGCGCUACCAAAUUUCAAGCAAAGAUGUUUCGCGUUACACCAAAGGACAGCUUCGGCGCAUCAAAACGCGUGUGUGAACUUGCUCGGCAUAAGGUCGCAGCCUUCGUUGGUCCUAGUUCUCCGAGCGUUAAAGAACUAGUGAAGGCGACAGCGUUUAGACUCAACGUUCCGCACGUUUCAACAAGUUGGGAGCUACAUGAACGCCAAUCACCGUAUACGCUCCGGAUGUACCCAGAGGCGGACCUGCUUGCGCGGGCUUACAGAGACAUCAUAUCCGAAAAGAAAUGGAAGAAAUUCGCGAUUUUCUACGAUUCCGAUGAUGUGCUUGUGAUGCUGAAAUACGUACUCGCGGACGGCUUUAACCAGACAGCGCCUGACGUAUUAUUAUACGAAUUUGAUCCAGAUUUAAGUUACGAGAAGAUGCUCAAAGAUAUCGGAACACGGAACCACUUCAACGUCAUCAUAGGGCUUCGGCCAGAUAGAGUCAAAGAAGCUUUGCUGGCUGCUGAGGGUUCUUAUAGCUCGUUUUACCACUCCUAUCUGAUACUCGGCCUGGACUUUCACUCUUACAAAAUGGAGGAGGUCGUAAUGCAACGCUAUUUGGCGAACGUGACGAUGUUUCGUCUGGUGGAUCCGUCACGGUCGGAAUUUCAGGAAGUCAACAAUCGACCGAGAUCCAACAGUCAGCUACCCACGGAUAGCUCAAUAUUCGGCCAUGUCGACGCGCCAAAUGUGUGGGCUCCUCCAAGUACUACGCCGCCCGAUGACCUAGAUGUUGAGCGACUGACGACAGAGGAAGCCUUAAUGUACGAUGCCGUAUCUCUGAUCGCUAACGGUGUACACAACCUUUUGCGGAUGAACAUUCUCGGCUUUCAACAGUUAGACUGCAAUAAAACAAACAGCAACUGGGACUAUGGACAGUUGUUCCUCGACCACAUGAAAGAGUUGACGAUUCGUGGUUUGACGGGCGAUGUGCGCCUCGAUAAAGAGGGCAAACGCGAUAUGUUCACAUUAGACGUACUCGAAUUGAACAAAGGAAGUAAACAGUGGUCAUUCCUUAAAAAAAGUUCCUGGGAUCCUACGACGGGCAUUAAUAAGCCGGAAGGUGAUGAAGCUGUUCACGACGUAGAGUUCUCCGUCAGCGGAAUGAUUCUCAAAGUCGUCACUGUGGAGAACGCACCGUACACUAUCAUCAAUCACUCACUUACUGGUCAAGAUCGUUUCUAUGGAUAUGCGAUUGAUCUGAUCAAGAUGUUGGCUGAAAAAGCCAACUUUACCCCGGAAUUCUACAUUGCUCCGGAUUCAGCUUACGGUUCGCACAUUGGCGGCGGUGUUUGGAACGGAAUGAUCGGUGACCUCAUGAAACACAAGGCUGACAUUGCAAUCGUAGACCUGACGACAACGGCCGAACGCGAGAGUGUCGUCGACUUUACGACACCGUUCAUGAAUACUGGAAUCUCAAUUCUACUUCGAACUCCAGAGAUGCAGCCACCAUCGUUGUUCUCGUUCUUGCAUCCAUUCUCACCCCUUGUCUGGUUUUAUACGCUGACUGUCUAUAUUCUGAUCACAGUCGCUGUAUAUGUUUUGGGCCGCUUUACACCGUACGAAUGGGUGCCCUCACAUCCAUGUGAUCCCGAUUCCGAACCGGAAAAUCAGUUCGGAACUAUCAGUGACUGUUUUUGGUUUACUAUGGGCAGUAUUAUGCAACAAGGCUCAGAUCUUGUUCCCAGGGCUGUCUCUACUCGUACACUGGCUUCGUUAUGGUACUUCUUCUGUCUCAUCCUGAUUUCGUCCUAUACGGCUAAUCUGGCCGCCUUUCUCACUGCAGCUCGCAUGAGUUCACCAAUUGAGAACGCAAACGAUCUUGCAAAACAAACUGAUAUUGCGUAUGGUGCAAAAGAUGGCGGAUCCACCAAGAGAUUUUUCCAGAACAGCAACAACACUGUCUACAAGCGCAUGUGGGCGUACAUGGAGUCCCAAAAGCCGUCCGUCUUUCCAAAGACAAACGAAGAAGGUAUACAACGGGUGUUAAAAGGCGACUAUGCAUAUUUGAUGGAGGUGACAUCCAUUGAUUAUCUUGUUGAAAGGAAUUGUAAUCUGACAAAAAUCGGAGGCCUACUGGACAACAAGGGCUAUGGUAUUGCCACACCCCAGGGAUCUCAAGUACGUGGCAUUCUGGAGCAUCAUUUGAUCAUCAUGCAAGAGAAAGGUGUUCUACAAGAGCUUAAGGACCUUUGGUGGAAAAUCCCUGGCGAACCUUGCGACAGAGUUAAAGAUGAUUCUGCUGAGAUGAGUAUGGAAUCCCUCGGAGGUGUUUUCUAUACGCUGUACGGUGGCGUUUUAAUAGGCGUCUUUGUCGCACUUAUUGAGUUUUGGUGGGAAAAGUCCCAAGCUCCCUACGGCGAGAGAGACCACAUCUUAGUCGAGUUUCUUCGCGAGCUGAAGUUAGUGUUGACAUGCACUGGUUCACGGCCAAACCCUGAAAGCGCAGAUAAUUCGAUAGCCGACGACGCUGCCUCGAGAAGAUCGGGUCAUUCAAGGCAGGCGAGCCAGGUGUUCGCUACGUUAAAUACCUAAACUAUUAACUUGCUGAAAAAAAGUUGAACUCAAUUUAAAAAGUGCUACCCCUAAAAAUGAAAAGAAAACGAUAGGUGAAAUAAAUAUAAAGUGUUCAGAACAUGAUUUAUACAUUUUACCGGAAUUUUGCUCAUGUUCAGAUAGAGGAAAUUAUGAUGCAGGUCGACGUCAUCGUCUCCACAACCACCUACAUGAUAGUAACGAUAGCUCACGUACUUCAAGUUUAGCGCUACAUUAUUGAGGUGUUCCGAUACGAUAAACCAAAUAGCGACUAUCAAGUGGCUCUUGAAGAUGGUUUGUGUUAUUAACUUUUGUUGUUAAUUUAAAAUUACAUAACAUAACUUUAUAAACAUUUAUAUUUAUUAAAACACCGCUAAUGCGAAUGCAUUCAUUGCUAUCCAUCUCCUGCCAGUUAACAUUGGAAACUACGAUGUAAUACAGAGAGUGUGCAAGUAUUACGGCGAUAACUUUAAAAUAACAAAUUUAAACCAGGACGCACAAAUAUGUUGUCGACUUCAAUAGACUUACGUCAAGCUGCUAAUAAUAAUAAUAAAACUACAAGCUCUAUUUUCUACACGAAUGAGCUGCUGUGCUAUCAAUUGCUUUCUAGUUUUCGAGUUAGGCUAGAGUCAGUGUUUUUUUGAGUGAAUUUGAAGCCGGUCAACACCAACAGAUCUGCUGUCUUUCUACCAUAGUUUAUAAAAUUAUUCCAUUUAAAAAUAACAGCAUAAUCUUAUCUUGCGUUAGGUUGAAAACACAAAAUGAUCUGUAUGAUUGUUUCAUAAAAAUUUUAUUAGGUUACUUAGCGUUCUUUGCUUAGUUAUUAUCAGGCCCGUGUUCAUGGUCGCUAUUACGGUGAUGAUGAUAUUCUCGGAAAAGAUGAAUUUAAAAUAUGUUGUAAAUAAAAAGUACCGCAGUAUCCACGCUGAUUAAACGUAA
Varroa destructor (honeybee mite) is the source of this 6227-nucleotide messenger RNA. RefSeq names its product glutamate receptor ionotropic, kainate 2-like. Lineage: Eukaryota; Metazoa; Arthropoda; Arachnida; Mesostigmata; Varroidae. Gene Ontology annotation, biological process: monoatomic ion transport. Gene Ontology annotation, cellular component: membrane. Gene Ontology annotation, molecular function: signaling receptor activity; ligand-gated monoatomic ion channel activity. The record is from RefSeq and is a predicted model, not a curated record.